Messenger RNA from Styela clava, 1068 nucleotides. NCBI's taxonomy places the organism in Eukaryota, Metazoa, Chordata, Ascidiacea, Stolidobranchia, Styelidae. The record is from RefSeq and is a predicted model, not a curated record.
AUGUUUGCAGCAGAUACACGACGUUUCCUGGAAGACGACAAAUUUUUGAUCAAGUAUCAGAUCUUCAUAAAGGGUGUGUGGGUGAUAGUUAUCUACUCGUUGGAAGACACCGCAGACUCUCGCCAACGAAUCCUCGAAGAUGGAUACGAAAUCGUCGAAAUGGGUGACGUGCGGUUGCCCCGUCGGCCACGAAUUCUUAGCUUAAUUGUCUCUCUCGAUGAUGCUGCGGAGAUCGCGCCAGAAAAAAAAUUAUUCUCGUAUAAUGACCUGGCUGGGCAGACGUCCAUCAAACAUAAAGCUAGAUUGGUGUCGACCGAAGCAGGAAAGCACUUACUGCAACUUGUCAUCGCAUCCGGACAUAAUAUUUGCCAUGAAGCACCUUUCGAUGCAGUCCUAACGAUUGAGGAUUUAUAUCACCGAAAGGACGUUUCGGUUCAUGAGCUUUUGCAAAUACAUGACGUGGGUCACUACUGGGCUUUGCUUCAAGGUGCUGGAUUUACAACUGUGGAAAUCUUUUCUGCGCUCGAUAAAAGUGAAUUGAAAGAAAUCGGAGUGACAGCUGUUGGUGACAGAAUCCGAAUCAUGCGUGCUGUGAAAAAUUCGAGACCCGAGUUUGCGAAUCUGAUUUUUAAAACGAGUGAAGGAUUUAGCAGCAUUCAUGAUUGUUUGCGAAACCUCGGCCUGGGCGCUUUGGCUCCUUUGUUUAAAAAAGAAGACAUACUUUACGCCACUCUGAUUGACAUGGACGAAGAAGACUUGAAAGAUAUCGGAAUUACAGAAGAAAAAUAUCGCAAAGCCAUAAUACAAGCGACUAAAGGAAUUCCUGAGGAGGCUAAUAUGGAUCAACAUCGCUUUAACCCCAUUUACGACACUUCUCAGGACGUUUCAGUUGAGCAGCUUCUGCAAAUGCAUGACGUUGGUCACUACUGGACUUUGCUUCAAGGUGCUGGAGUUACAACUGUGGAAAUCUUUUCUGCAAUUGAUAAAAGUGACUUGAAAGAAAUCGGCGUGGCAGCUCUUGGCGACAGAAUCCGAAUCAUGCGUGCUGUGCAGAAUUCGAGAAGAUGA